This is a messenger RNA of Anopheles darlingi, 1260 nucleotides long. Its product is annotated as circadian clock-controlled protein daywake-like. The transcript has 4 exons. Bases 208 to 1023 code for a protein of 271 amino acids. The record is from RefSeq and is a predicted model, not a curated record. NCBI's taxonomy places the organism in Eukaryota, Metazoa, Arthropoda, Insecta, Diptera, Culicidae.
UUAGUUGGUGUUCAGAACUUGUCCGAGGCGUUGUCGUAACGCAAGAAGCUAGCCAACCACCCAGCCUAGUGCGGUGCAGGUGCAAGUGCAACAACUCAUCGCCAACGGACACCGAAGCGUUGAAGGCCAAGUUCAAGUCACCGAGUAGCCGCAAGGACUCCGCAAACGUCUCGCGUUUUGGUGCACCCUCCUCUUCGGAAGAUCGGAAUGAGAACAGUGGCCAAAGUGGUGCUACCGGCGGCAACGAUGCCACAUCGGUUGCCGUCGAGGGUGGUCUACAUUCUGGUGGUCACUGUCGGGGUCGCCAUGAUCAGCUUCGUCGGUGCCGGUUUGCCUUCCGUUCUGCGAGCAUGCCCCCGGAAUUCCACCGACCUGGACCAGUGCAUUAUCGAUGUGGUGAAUGAACUGCGGCCCCGACUGGCGACCGGAGAUUUCGGCGAAAACUUCACCAUCACCUCGCUGGAACCGAUCGUGAUCGACAAGCUGGCGAUAAAGAGGGGCGAAAGCUUCCAGGCGAAUUUCUCCAACUUCCGGAUCAGCGGCGCUACCCAUGAGAAGACGGGCUUCAUCGUUAAGAAGCUUAAAACCGAUCUAGAACGACAACAAAUCAACGCUACGCUCGCACUACCGAAGCUGCAAGUCAACUCAAAGUAUGAUCUUCGGAUGAGCAUUCUUGUGCUUCAGAUUGCGGGUAAAGGAGAUCUGCAGGUCAAUCUGACUGAUACGCGCGUAAGCCUGAAGCUGACGUUCUACACCGAGACGGUCGAUGGUGAGGAGUACUUCCGCUUCCGACCGAUCACGCUGCGCGUCAAGUUCGGCAAGGCUCGGUUCUAUCUGCAAAAUCUGUUCAACGGCGAUCCGACGCUCGAGGCGGUCGGCAAUCAGGCUAUCAACGAGAACCCGGACGUGCUGCUGGACGAGGUGAAGGGUGGCAUCGAGGAGAAUCUGAGCGUUCUGUUCUCCAAAAUAGCGUCCGAGGUCGUGAAGGACGCGCUGUUCGAGGAAGUGUUUCCCUGGAGCUAGUGAGGGGUCGUGGUUUUGAAGGUGAAAACCCAGUACGGCAAUCAUCAAAUGAAAAACAUUUACCUGCUUGGAAUGUGAUUUAAAUAUGUACACACACACAAACAAUCAUUCUACUUUCUUUCUCUCUCUGUCCCACCGUAUUGGCGUCGUAUUCUGUGUUGAGUUUAUCCCGAAGGGAGAAAGAAGCAAAUGUGAGAGCAAUGCAAUAAAUAAGCACCCUUUAUGGAUUUUACUGAA